Messenger RNA from Tachysurus fulvidraco (yellow catfish), 1946 nucleotides. RefSeq names its product NK2 homeobox 4b (gene nkx2.4b). Gene Ontology annotation, molecular function: RNA polymerase II cis-regulatory region sequence-specific DNA binding; DNA-binding transcription factor activity, RNA polymerase II-specific. Lineage: Eukaryota; Metazoa; Chordata; Actinopteri; Siluriformes; Bagridae. The transcript is spliced from 2 exons. Bases 189 to 1214 code for a protein of 341 amino acids. Gene Ontology annotation, cellular component: nucleus. Gene Ontology annotation, biological process: regulation of transcription by RNA polymerase II; cell differentiation. The record is from RefSeq and is a predicted model, not a curated record.
GUGAGAUAAAGACGGCUCUUUCCCUCCCUGUGUCGAUUCGCUUGGAGCUUUUUUACCGUGCAAACGAGUAACCGCACAACGCCAUCACAGGCGUUCCACAAAGGAUUUUCUGGGUUUUUUUUAUAUUGUUGUGUCGGACGGUCGGAGCGCGACCACAUACCCAUCUUUGCGUGCGCGGGGGCUGAAUCAUGUCCCUGAGCCCGAAACACUCCACGCCUUUCUCCGUGAACGACAUCCUGAGCCCGCUGGAGGAGAGCUGCUUUAAGAAGUUCGCAUGCAUGGAGGGCGCUUACCGGCAGCCUCCUCCUCCGACUGCACAGGGCGCGCAGCAUCAGCACCACCACCACCAUCACCAACACCACCACCACCAGCAGCAACAGCAGCAGCAGCACGGAGUGAGCCACGGAGCUUAUCACGUGCCGCACGGCAUGUCACAGUUCUCACACGCGGCCGUGGCGGGAUACUGUAACGGGAGUCUCGGCGGAGUGGCGGAACUGCCCACUUACCAAGAGAGCGUGAGAAGCGGCGCUGCAACCGCAGCCUGGUACGGAACAAACCCGGAGCCGCGUUACGCAGCACUUCCUAGGUUCAUGGGCUCCUCCAGUGCUAUGAACAUGAAUAUGGGUGCGCUCGCGGGAAUGGACGCCAAGUCCAUGGUGACUCUCCACGCGGCUCCGCGCAGGAAACGUCGUGUGCUCUUUUCUCAGGCGCAGGUGUAUGAACUCGAGCGCAGAUUCAAACAGCAGCGCUACCUGUCUGCGCCCGAGCGCGAGCACCUGGCCAGUCUGAUCCACCUGACACCGAACCAGGUGAAGAUCUGGUUUCAGAACCACCGCUACAAAAUGAAACGGCAGGCCAAAGACAAAGCGACACGCGAGCCGCAGUUACAGCAGCAGGACGGCGGGGACGCGUGCCAUCAGCAGCAUUCACCGAGGCGCGUCACCGUGCCUGUGCUCGUCAAAGACGGUAAACCCUGUCAGAACGGAUCCGACACACAGACCUCAGGCCAAAACGUCGCCAUGACUGCGGGGCCACUACAGCAGCGAAGCCAAACAGUGGAGACGUUAGCGUCUGCUGCGGAUGAGCUUGACGACAUGGCACCGAGUCCGCCAGGGCUGCACAGCGCGCACCUCCCCGGUUUGUCUCACCUGGACUCCGCCCUCUUGGAGUACAACAUGGCGGGGUCGAACCUGCUCUACGGCAGAACUUGGUAGGCGAAUACGCGUUUUGUAUGAGAGCUCAGACCAGGAAACGGCCUCUAACGACUCCGGAGAACAACUUAAAACACUAGACAGAAACAAACGCGCAUUUCAACAUGUACAAAUGUGAGGAUUUUAUUAGAUUAUAUCCAUCCAGAAAUAAUAUCUCACGGUUGGAGUUUGUAACCAAGCUGUAUUAGGGUGUGGAUGGACGUGCAGCAAAAAAAGGCUUGUUAUUUUCACACAUCUCUCUCUCUCUCUCUCUCUCUCUCUCUCUCUCUCUACUAUUGUUCAUGAAGCUUUUUUAAAAUGCUUUUCAACUUUUUAGAUGAACUUGAUGCAAAAGUAUAAAGGACACAUUUGACACCGCGAGAUUUUAUGUUGUUCACACGAAAACUUUUUGUAAUUUAAGAAAAUUUUAAAGUUUCUUCUGAAACGAAUAAGAAUUAAAUUUAACAAUAAAAAAAACAAACAUUCUGAAUACUUUGCAGCUUUUUACUAGGCAAUGGGAAAUUAGUCUUAUUAUUUUGGGAAAUAUAUUAAGUUGAAGAUUUACAGUACGGGUUUCAAUAAAUGUUAACGCUGAGCCAUUAAGCGACUGAUUUGUUUGGUUAAUAAUCAUCAGAAAAUAAUACGCACAACUGCUAUAAGAACAGCCACUGCAUCUCCCCUUCGAUCACAAAAACUGGUUUAUAUAUCCAAAUAUAAACUGAUUAACACUAUCAGCUAAACUUAAUGACAAUCUUU